Molecule: messenger RNA, 2754 nt
Organism: Sinocyclocheilus rhinocerous
Lineage: Eukaryota; Metazoa; Chordata; Actinopteri; Cypriniformes; Cyprinidae
Product: transcription factor jun-B-like
Exons: 1
Coding region: 261-1244 (327 amino acids)
Biological process (GO): regulation of cell population proliferation; regulation of cell cycle; regulation of transcription by RNA polymerase II
Cellular component (GO): transcription regulator complex
Molecular function (GO): RNA polymerase II cis-regulatory region sequence-specific DNA binding; DNA-binding transcription factor activity, RNA polymerase II-specific; transcription factor binding
Source: RefSeq, a predicted model, not a curated record
GCACCGAGACAGGAGACUACGCGUACGACUGUUUGUAAAUAACUGUCCGGGAACGCAACAGCGAAAAAGCACUUUUUGGACAUCAGCUGUCAAGGGAAAACACCUGUCGACUUGGUACAGUAAAGUUGUUCAAACUAUUUUGGAAGUUUCUUUUCUCUUUGACAUCUUUUUUGCCUCAUGUAAUAUUACGGAGAGAACAAGAUUUGCGGACAGUAAAGUGUACAGUCAACUCAAAAACCUCCAACGUAAUUUCUAUUCACAUGUCAACAAAAAUGGAGCAACCGUUUUAUCAUGACGACUCGUUUCUUUCUGCUUAUGGUCAUCCAGACGCUGCCCUGCACGACUACAAGCUCCUAAAGCAGAACAUGAGCGUGGGCUUCGCCGAACCUUACCGGAACCUCAAGUCCCUGCGCUCCGAAAGCGACUUCUACACUGCGGCAACCGGAGACGUCGGCUCGCUGAAACUCGCCUCUCCGGAACUGGAGAGACUCAUCAUCCAGAACGGUACCGGCGUCUUCACAUCACCCACUCCGGGGCAGUAUCUGUACGCCCGGGGCAUCACAGAAGAGCAGGAGGGCUUCGCGGACGGCUUCGUACAAGCGCUGGACGAGCUCCACAAAAUGAACCAAAUGCCUCCGCCGAACGUGUCCAUCGGAGUCGGCGGCGUGUCAUCCUGCUCGGCCGCGUCGUCCGUCUUCUGCGCCUCCCUGCAGCCGGAGACGCCCGUGUACACCACCCUGAACAGCAGCAAUCCCAACACUAACCUCACACCCGCAGCCAACUACCCGACAGCCACCAUCAGCUACCUGCCUCACCACCACCAACAGUACCAUCACCACCACCACCACCAAGCAACGACGCACCCUCAUCACCAUUUUCAGCACUCGCUCCAUCAUCCGCAGCGAUUUGUUGCGCUUAAAGAGGAGCCACAGACCGUGCCCGACCUGCAGAGCAGCGACGGCUCUCCUCCCAUGUCCCCCAUCGACAUGGAGGACCAGGAGCGCAUCAAAACGGAGCGCAAAAAGCACAGGAACCGGCUGGCGGCCACCAAGUGCCGGCGACGGAAGCUGGAGCGCAUCUCCAGGCUGGAGGACAAAGUGAAAGUUCUCAAGUCGGAUAACGCCGGACUGUCCAGCACCGCCUCCCUACUGAGGGAGCAAGUUGCCCAGCUCAAGCAGAAGGUCAUGACCCAUGUGAGCAGCGGGUGCCAGCUGAUGCUGACGCCGAAGAUCAAGUCGUUUUAAACGGUAGAACUGUCUGCGAUGACAAGGACACUGACAAAUGGGAAACACUGGAAGAGCAGAUCAUGUUUGUGAUGUUUUGAUGCAAAUGAUAUUGCAGCACUGAGUACGAGCGUUGUAUAUUUCUUAAGUGUUUUCUUGUAGAAAACCAGAGUGUUAUCGUUGUUUUCAAAAGCAUCUUCAAGGUACUAAAUGCUGAAGAAUGGACAAUGAAAGCACAGGGAGAAACCUUUAAGUUGGUUUUGUUUUUAAGUGCUGCCCUAUGAAAACAUUCCAGUAAGUUAUUGAGAUUGUGAGUCGGGUUGAUCCAGACCUGUAUUUCUGUUUGUUUUGUUUAUAAUUUUUUAUAUUUAAGUAAAAGCGUUGAAAAUGCUGCCACUGUUUGGGUUGUUCAUUUCUAGCAAACGAAUAGCUCGCUCUGUACGGCUUUAAAUUGACGUUGGAGACGUGCCCACUUUGGCUUCUUUUUCCUGCUGACGUAAAGCCCAUACAUGGGCUGUUUUGGCGCUCGUACGUCACUGAGGGUAGACUUGCGGGAACCCCCGCCCACGCUACCGGUCAGGAAGUCCGCGUGCUUUCAAGUCUGAGGUUCGAAUGAAUGAAGCGCGUGUGAACGCGUGAAAAUUUAGCAACUCGGGGUUUUCCCCGCGCGCAGAAACCUUCCCAAAACAGUUUCAGCGAAAAGAAAACUAGAGAUAAAAAUACGAACACGGACAUUUUCCAGGUACUUUGCAAAAAAUGGAGCCAUCACAAGCACCAAAAUAGAAAAACAGAUCGCAGUAAAUAAGAGCUAGACUUAUAAACGAGAAGUGCCCACAGUGACUCUUUUUCCAGUGAUUUCCGGAAAACAUACUGUAGUUUUGAUUAACUGUCCAGUACCAAAACCACAGACCCACGCACUAUAACGCCUAUAUGAUCUGUUUUGUGACAUGCUUUAUUCUUUCACAAGUUGCCAAUUUUCUUAAUUUUAGUCAGCCACAAAAUACAACACUUUUAUGAGGGAUUCUUUCAUUCUUUCGACAUUAGAACUAAUUAUAUCUUCAUCCUACAGAAACACAUCUACAGCAAAUUGCACUUGGGCAUAGACAGUCCAGAUGGUUGGUGACUUUAUUUGAUAUCACCAUAGACUGUAUAUAAACAGGAUAUCACACAUCAAAGGAAUUAAAUCCAUAUAUCAUGUCAGGACAAAAUUCUACCCAAAUAAGCACAUUUUGAUUCAAAUAAAUAAAAGCUAGUGUUUUGUAGGCUAUUUAAUUUUGUAAUAGCCUAUUUUUAGGUUUUAGUGGACAUUUUAUUUUAUUAAAAAGACUUGAAGUGAUGUCCCAGGAUAAGCAUCAACCGUCGCAAUCACAUAGUUUGAAAACAUCAUAUUAGUUUAAAAACAAGAUAUUUACAGAAUAUCAACAUUAUAUUCAUAGCUCUAUCUCAGCAUAUAUUAACAUUUUUAAAUUUAGCUUGAUGACACAAUGAUAGGCUAUUUGUUAACACUUAAGGACAUUAAAUAUCAGGGGGG